Molecule: messenger RNA, 1571 nt
Organism: Dioscorea cayenensis subsp. rotundata (Guinea yam)
Lineage: Eukaryota; Viridiplantae; Streptophyta; Magnoliopsida; Dioscoreales; Dioscoreaceae
Product: choline monooxygenase, chloroplastic
Exons: 10
Coding region: 2-1285 (427 amino acids)
Molecular function (GO): 2 iron, 2 sulfur cluster binding; iron ion binding
Source: RefSeq, a predicted model, not a curated record
AAUGGCGAUCACCGGAACCCUAGCUCUCUUUCACUCUUGGGAAAUCCUUGAAACCAGAGCCUUUGUUUCAUAUUCGCCUCCUGGUUUGGGCUUCAGGCGUGGAUUCAGCUUCUGGUGCCCAUCACUUUCUCGGCGAUCGCCGGAGACGAGGAGAUGGAUCACCGGCGCUCAAUCAUUGCCUCGUUUGGUGGAGGAAUUCGAUCCUAAGGUCCCAAUUGAAGAGGCAGUGACUCCACCCAGCUCCUGGUACACUGAACCCUCCUUCCUCGCCCUUGAGCUCGACCAUGUCUUCUCCCGUGGCUGGUUGGCUGCUGGUUUCACUGAGCAAAUCAAGAACCCUCAUGAUUUUUUUACUGGAAGCUUGGGAAAUGUAGAGUUUGUGAUCUGCCGAGAUGCCAGUGGGUGCCUUCGUGCUUUUCACAAUGUAUGUCGCCACCAUGCCUCUCUCCUUGCCUCUGGCAGUGGGCAGAAAUCUUGCUUCGUUUGCCCUUAUCAUGGUUGGACCUAUGGGUUAGAUGGUGUACUCUUGAAGGCUACUCGUAUAAGUGGAAUUAAGAACUUCCAUAAGGAUGAUUUCGGGCUUAUACCAUUGAAAGUAGCUACCUGGGGGCCUUUUGUGUUGAUCAGCUUGGAAAAGGAUUGUCUGCAUCAACAAAACAGAACUAAAGAGACAGUGGAAAAUGAAUGGCUUGGACAUGCUUCAGAGAUAUUGAGUACGGGUGGGAUUGAUUCUUCACUUAAGCAUGUCUGUAGACGUGAAUACACUAUUCAAUGCAACUGGAAGGUCUUUUGUGACAACUACCUAGAUGGCGGUUAUCACGUUCCUUAUGCACAUGGAGGCCUUGCAUCUGGCCUAAACCUGAAUUCCUAUUCUACCCAUAUUUUCGAAAAGGUUAGUGUUCAAAGAUGUGAAAGCACUUCAGUAGACACAAAUGACUAUGAUAGGCUUGGUUCAAAAGCAUUGUAUGCUUUCAUAUAUCCAAACUUCAUGAUAAACAGGUAUGGACCUUGGAUGGACACAAACCUAGUUCUUCCACUAGGCCCAACUAAAUGUCAAGUGAUAUUUGACUACUUCCUCGACGCGUCCCUUGUGGACAACAAGAAAUUCAUCGAAGAAAGUUUAAAACAGAGUGAGCAAGUUCAGAUUGAGGACAUUAUACUGUGUGAAGGAGUCCAAAGAGGUCUUGAAUCCCCAGCUUACACCAAUGGUAGAUAUGCUCCAUCAGUUGAAAUGGCCAUGCAUCACUUCCAUCUUCUCCUCCACCAAAGCCUCAACAAAUUCUAAAAACCUUUUCCUAUUAUCCAAUAAAACUUUUCCUAAAAUAAUACAUUUCUUGAAUUCCUUUUUGUGUGUGUGUGUGUGUGUGUGUGUGUGUGUGUGUGUGUGUGAAUAAACUACAAUUAUUAUGAGUUGGCAGUCAAGCACACAAGAAUGGAAAAGAAUGAGGUAGCCGUUGCUCUUUCCUAUUUAACUUUCUUUCUCUUUCUUAUAUCUCCACUACUUAAUACUUAAUACAUGUACAGUGAAUCAAAGAAAAGUUAUGGAAAUCUAGGCAAAGAUUUUUUUUUUU